UUGAAACAAUUGCUGCAUUUCUCUCUCACUCUGUCUCUCUCUCUGUCCCACUGUCUCUGUUUCCUUUGUUUUUAUAUCUCCCUCUUUUCUCUUACUUUCUGUUUCCAAGAGAAGAAGAUAACUUUCUGUUUGUUUCUGUCUGAGCUCAGUAAUUGUCUCUCCUUCUUUGUGACCGCUGACUGACUGAAUAUCCUUUUGGAUCAAGACUGUACAAGCUAGAUUUGGCUUUUAACUUUUGCCGGACAAGCGGUCCUCUCACCAUCAGGGGAGCCCGAAUCCUCUCCUGAGCGACAGUCGCCUCACACUUCCACGGCAACUGUGUAACUACGGAGUGCAGGCAUGGAGCAGAAAUCGGGCAAAAAACAAACAGAGUGUUGUCAUCAGAGAGCGGCCGCAGAGGAGUAACUCAGGAGUGGACAGGAAAAGAGGAGGAGAGAAGUUUGUAGAUGAGAGUAACUUUUAUAUCUCUGGGGAUUUUUCUCGUCUUGUGCAACUGUGGAUAACAGGAAAAGAUUAAGAAGGCAAAACUUAACAGAGACGAAGAAGAAACUUUUUGGAGGAGAGGAAUUUUAGUUUUUUUCAUUUUCCCUGUUGAUGUGUUUUCUGUAGCAUCUUCACACUCUUCACAAAGUGUCAGUGGACCAGAAAAUUGGCCUUUUUGAGGAGUUCUGCCUGUGGAAGUAAUUGUUGGCUAACGAAGCUGUUGACAAAAAUUGGAGACAAGGAUUUCUGCCUUUGGAGACAGAGUGUGUCUGUGUCUGUGUGCAGUGUGUGUAUUAGUGUUUGGAUUAUGUGAGUUUCGUCUUGUAGUUGUGUCAGGACCUUAGUGUGUUUAUUUGUGUGACUUCGAGACUACACAAGAAGUUCACCGCGCGUGAUGCGUGGUUGCGAAGCUGCGAGCUGUUUGUCUGUCCUCAGCACGGGCAGACACAGGGAAGGACAGACAUGUGUUUCCAUGGCGACAAGCGGCUGUAGCCCCUUCCCCAUGUGUUGGGACAGAGAAUAUGACAGACACCUAGCAGCUGCAGUGUCAGCAGGGAAAACCAUGGCGACGGCCUACCUGGACCCCAACCUGAAUCAUGCCCUCCUGGGAGGUGCCAAGUCACGGCUGAGCGCAGGGGGGUCGGACCGAACCAUGGCUGGCUCCGUGGACAGGGUCCUCAAAGUCUUCCAUCACUUUGAGACCAACACUGAGAACAGCUGCUGGUCAUCCAAUAUCAGAUAUGGAGAUGCAACUGAUGUCAGGGGAAUCAUCCAGAAAAUUCUGGACAUUCACAAAGUGCGCUGGACGUCUUGUUUCGGCCUGCGUCUCAGCAACAGCCAGUCCAGAGACCAGGUGCACUGGCUUCAUCCCGAUAUGGGCGUUUCCCACGUCAGAGAGAAAUAUGAACAGGCACGACCAAAUGAGGAGUGGAGGUAUGAAUUAAGGAUCCGGUAUCUUCCAAAGGGCUUUGUACAGCAGUUUACAGAAGACAAACCUACACUCAACUACUUCUACCACCAGGUGAAGAAUGACUACAUGACAGAGAUUGGGGAUCAGGUGGAACAAGAUGUAGCUCUCAAACUGGGCUGUCUAGAAAUCAGGAGGUUCUUCAAAGAGAUGAGAGGAAACGCCCUGGAUAAGAAGUCCAACUAUGAACUACUGGAGAAAGAUGUUGGUUUGAGGCGCUUUUUCCCAAAAGAACUGUUGGAUUCAGUCAAGGCUAAAACUCUCCGUAAGUUGAUCCAGCAGACGUUUAAGCAGGUAGCCAAUCUCAACGACGAGCAGUGCAUCCUGAAGUUCUUGGAGAUACUUGCUCCAAUCUACCGCUAUGAUAAGGAGUGCUUCAAAUGUGCCCUCGGGUCCAGCUGGGUAAUCCAGGUGGAGUUAGCUAUCGGGCCAGAGGAAGGGAUCAGCUACCUCACUGACAAGGGAUCCACACCUACCCACCUAGCUAAUUUUAACCAAGUUCAGUCAAUCCAGUAUUCGGCUACGGAGGAGAAGGACAGAAAAGGCAUGCUACAGGUCAAUGUAGCUGGAGCUGCUGAGCCUCUCACAGUUACAACAGCGUCACUUACCAUGGCAGAGAACUUGGCUGACUUGAUUGAUGGUUACUGUCGGCUCAUCUCCAUGGAAACUCAUUCCUUCAUUGUCAGAGUUCAGAAAGAGGGAGAGAGAGCUCUGCCUUCCAUCCCAAAAGUGUCUAACAAUGAGAAGAAGUUAGAGGCAGUCAGGAGUGGAGUAAGAACGAUCUCUGUCUCAGACCUAGUGACAUCGACACCUCCUAAGCCAACCAAGGCGCGGCGUUUCCUCCUCCCCUUUGUCUUCUGUUCAGAUUCGCCACCCAAUGAAGAUCUUAGUGGGGAUGAGACCGAUGACUAUGCAGAGAUAGUUGAUGAAGAGGACACAUACACCAUGCCCUCCAUGAGCUAUGGAGUAGUUGAAGCGCGGGACUAUGAAAUCCAGAGGGACAGGAUAGAGUUAGGUCGCUGCAUUGGAGAGGGUCAGUUUGGAGAUGUGCACCAAGGAGUUUAUAACAGCCCGGACAAACCGGCUCUACCUGUCGCCAUUAAGACCUGUAAGAACUGUACCUCAGACAGUGUCAGAGAAAAGUUCCUACAGGAAGCAUUGACAAUGCGUCAGUUUGACCACCCUCACAUUGUCAAGCUGAUCGGAGUGAUCACAGAGAACCCGGUGUGGAUCAUCAUGGAGCUCUGCACUCUCGGAGAGUUGCGUUCAUUCCUUCAGGUGAGGAAGUACAGUCUGGACCUGGCCACUCUCAUUCUUUUUGCCUACCAGCUUAGUACGGCGCUUGCCUAUCUGGAGAGCAAACGCUUUGUACACAGGGACAUCGCAGCCCGUAAUGUGCUGGUCUCCUCGGUCGACUGUGUGAUGCUCGGAGACUUUGGUCUGUCACGAUACAUGGAGGACAGCUCUUACUACAAAGCUUCUAAAGGUAAACUUCCUAUCAAGUGGAUGGCACCUGAAUCUAUCAACUUCAGAAGAUUCACCUCUGCCAGUGAUGUCUGGAUGUUUGGUGUGUGCAUGUGGGAGAUCUUGAUGUACGGCAUCAAGCCCUUCCAGGGGGUGAAGAACAACGACGUGAUUGGCAGGAUAGAGAACGGUGAGCGACUGGCUAUGCCUCCUCAGUGCCCGCCCACCCUCUACAGUUUGAUGACCAAGUGUUGGUCGUAUGACCCCAGCAAGAGGCCGCGAUUCACCGAACUCAAAACACAGCUCAGCACCAUACUGGAGGAGGAGAAGCUUCAACAAGAGGAGAGACUUCGAAUGGAGAUGAGGAGACAAGUCACCGUGUCCUGGGACUCUGGAGGGUCUGAUGAGGCUCCGCCUAAGCCCAGUAGACCAGGUUACCCCAGUCCUCGCUCCAGUGAGGGUUUCUUCUCCAGCCCCCAACACAACCACUUUCCGCCAUCAGCCCACGGUGGUGUAGGUGGAGUAGGAAGCAGCUUCCCUCCUACCGAUUCCUGGAAUCAGCACAGACCUGAACACACUGCGCUGUGGAGCUCGAACAUGGAGGACAGUGGAUGUGUUGGCCAGGCUAUGAUGGAGGAGAGGCUGAUGAUGCAGCAACAACAGAUGGAAGAUGACCAGCGGUGGCUGGAGCAGGAGGAGAGCUUCAUGAAGGCAGAGUCCAGAAACAGCAGAGGAAGCAUCGACAGAGAGGACGGCACACUACAAGCACCGGGUGGAAGUCAGCAUAUCUAUCAGCCUGUGGGGAAACCAGAACAUGUCGCUCCUCCUAAGAAGCCACCCCGCCCUGGAGCUCCUGGUCACCCAGGCAACCUGGCCAGUCUCUGCCCCGUGGACAGCUACAACGAGGGGGUCAAGUUGCAGCCUCAGGAGAUCAGUCCACCUCCCACUGCCAACUUGGAUCGUUCCAAUGACAAAGUGUAUGAGAAUGUGACAGGACUGGUUAAAGCUGUGAUUGAGAUGUCCAACAGGAUCCAGCCUGCGGCACCAGAGGAAUACGUCCCCAUGGUCAAGGAGGUGGGUCUGGCUCUGAGGACUCUGCUAGCAACAGUAGAUGAGACGAUUCCUGUGCUGCCAGCCAGCACACACAGAGAGAUUGAGAUGGCCCAGAAGUUGUUGAACUCAGAUCUGGCAGAGUUAAUAGCAAAGAUGAAACUGGCCCAACAGUAUGUCAUGACAAGUUUACAAAAGGACUACAAGAAACAGAUGCUAAUGGCAGCUCACGCCCUCGCAGUCGACGCCAAGAACCUGCUGGACGUCAUCGACCAAUCACGACUCAAGAUGAUCACCCAGACCCGCCCACAUUAGCCCGGGAUCCAAUGAAGCCUGUGAGGGUCAGAGGGAUGCGUGGGUUGCGGCGGGGACCUGGAGAUUACGUUGCUAUGGAGACAGAGCGCGCAGCAGAAGAGAACAUUAAGAUGGAUGGAAAAAGUGAAAAGAAUUGACUGAUGGACAGCCUGACACGACUGACUGAAACAGUCAGCUCCCUCUUCUCCCUCAAACGUUCAUCGCUUCCUUGUUUCUUUCCGGCAGCAGUCACGUUUUGGUCAAUAUUUUUUUUGUUUUGUUUUUUUGUACUUUUUUUUUUUUUUUUGCAUUAUUUUUGCUUUUGUAUCCAGAGAAGCGCUCGUCUCUCCCAUCACCUAUCCUCAAAAAAUAAAAAAUAAAAAAAUCAUCCACUGCUACUUUUUAAUCUUUGAAGAAAAUGCAUCAAACAGAGGCGUCAGAGGCUCGUUUGCAGGACUGCACAAGAUAUAUUUUUGGCGAGCAGACGCACCAAAACUCGCCACAUGGACAAAAGACUAACACUCAUAUAUGCAGGACGUAACAACUGGAACUGAAGAGCCAGAAUGAGGAGGAUAAUGAAGAUGAUUUCACAAUGUUGUUGUUUAAACAUGCUUUUAUAUCAUUAAUUAUUAUUAUUAUUACUACUAUUUCCAGCCUUGACUCUUACAGUAUGUCUAUGUCAGUUUUUCAGUCUUCCUCUUGAAACUCAUGAGCAAAAAUGAUUGAUUUACAGUAUAACUGCUCAUAAACAUCAUAAUUUUAUCUCUUUUCUUCCAUCUUCCUCCCUAUAUCUCUCUAUCUCAGGCAUCAAGACAUAAGACAAAAGUGAAAUAUAAAAGCUGAAUUUUGAAGAACAAACUAAAUGUCUUUUUAUGGAGAGAAAAAAACAUGAUUAAAAAACUGCCACAGGCCACUUUUUAAGUUAACUACAUAGUAAAUAUACAAAGAAGCUAUAUUUUUACCUGAGGCAUGAGUUGUUGGUGAAUAAGGGAGAGGGGUGAACUGGGGGUAGGGGGAGUGAGGGGAUGGAGGGGUGAGUGGUGGAGGAGGAGUGGUUUUUAAGUGACCAAGGAGGUGCCAAUUAUACUGUACAGUAGGUCGCCCUGUGCCAAAUGAACUGCGAUUUACUGAAAAAGGAACAAUUCGCUCAAAAUACACUCUGGUAUUGGUUUAUUGCUUUUAGGAGCAACUCAGUGUAAAAUUCAUGGUGGUUACUUUGUUGCUUACAUUGUAUAUUCAAGCCAAAUGUGUUGUUGCAUCAGUCGUGUUUUUGGUUCCUUUUAACCUGUUUGUCUUCACAUAAAUGUUCACUCAACAGUAAUGCAGUACAAGAUUUCAGUUACACUCUUGAUCCAGGAAUUUGAUUUUCAGGGACUUUGAAAUACUUUUUAAAAAUUUAAUGUAAAUUUUAAAAAUAAUAAUCUGUUAGUCUUUAUUAAGGGAUGACUCACAGUUUCAGUUUUAUUUACAAUUGGCUUCACUGAAAGUUAAUUGGACCCCAGUCUCAAAACAUUCAACAUGUUUUCUUAAACUAUAGGCUGGGGGUUGAAAUGGGGCACAGACUUUGUUCACAGGGUUUAUAUAAUUUAAAAUGUUUAUGUCCAACAUGAUUUGCUCUUUAUCUCUCCUCCAUCAGUCUUCCUCUGUCUUUCUGCCUCCUCUACUGGAGUUAUUUAUACCUUUAUUCAUUCAUUUCCUCCCUCUGUUACCCACACUCUAUCCUCCUCUCCUCCCUCUCUGAUUCUCUCUCUCCAUUCCACUGUUCCCUCUCCCCUGAGGUGAGCAGUAUUCUCAGGAAGGAGCCACAUGUACAGUUGCUAAACCAAGCAAAUAAAAACACUGUUAUCAUUAAGAAA
Molecule: messenger RNA, 6114 nt
Organism: Lates calcarifer (barramundi perch)
Lineage: Eukaryota; Metazoa; Chordata; Actinopteri; Centropomidae
Gene: ptk2aa
Product: protein tyrosine kinase 2aa
Exons: 35
Coding region: 878-4279 (1133 amino acids)
Biological process (GO): protein phosphorylation; signal complex assembly
Cellular component (GO): focal adhesion; cytoskeleton
Molecular function (GO): ATP binding; protein tyrosine kinase activity
Source: RefSeq, a predicted model, not a curated record